UUCGUGUUUCCGUUUUCAGCUGUGCGGUCUGUCUUUUGUAGUCGGCCAUUCAGUGAUACGUUGAACAUUAAUUGAAAACGUUUCUUUAAAAAAGUUACGUUUAUUGUGUCCUGUAGUAUAUUACAGUGUCUUUAGUAGAUUUAUUUAAUUUUAUUUUAUGCUGGCGGGAAAACUGAUGCAGCCGUCGUCUUCUGAAGACAGGUCGACAUUAGCUGAUAGCUUUCGUUAGCACGUUUGGGCCGACUGGAUGUGGAUGUAACCUCGCGCGACGCAGUUUUGUUUUGCAAUGUAUCCGUCCUGGGGAAACUACGGUGCCCCUCCGCCGCAAAGCUAUGGAGGGCCUCGUAAGCCUCCAGGGGGCGGUCACACGGGGCAAACCGGAGGUUUCGGUGGCUUCGAGGCCUCUUCCUCAAGCUCAUCCUCCUCCGGCAGCUCGAUGUUCUCCAGCCUCGAGGAGCAGCACCGCCAACAGAUGGAGCAGCUUCAGAUGCUGCACAAGAAACAGCUCCAGUCUGUGUUACACCACGGGAACAGUGCGCCUGCUUUUGGUGGCGGGCCGCCCUCGGGUGGGUUUUCGGGCUCGUCGUCGUGGCAUUCAGAAAGCAUGGGACACGGCGAGGGUGAUGGUGGGCAGACGUACUUAAAUCAGGAGGCUACCCCGGCUCAGAUGCCGAGAGUUCGGCCGCCGGCUCCCAGACAGGGACCCCAGCAGCAGUAUCCUCCCCCACCACCGCCUCAGCCACCCGCGGAGUCUCAGCCAGUUCCUCCCCCUCCAGAGUCCCAACCACCCGCGCAACCAGAAAACAUUGAGGCUCCCAAAGCUACGGAGGCCAUCAGCAAGGAUUCAGCCACUGCUGUGGACAAAAACGUGCCUUUGCAGGAGCAGCAGCACGUUUGGUACAAGCAACAUCUGGAGAAUCUGCAAAAACUGAAGCAAGAGAAAAGCAAGCUGAGUCAGAACCAAAGUAAUGCCUCUUUGCCACCACUACCACCUGUUAGUCAAGCAGCUCAGCCUCCUCUUCCUCCAUCAGAACCACCGAAAAGCACACCGCCUCCGCCCCCUCCGAAGGAGGAACCCUCUGUGCCGCCUCCACCACCUGUGGGAGUAAAUAAUGAGAAUGUAGGAAACUCACCUACAUUUACAGAAACACCUGAUGUCCCACAAAGCUCAGAAGAAGCAGUCCGUCUCCAGCAGUUACAAGCUGCAGCUGCUCAGUGGCAGCAGGUGCAACAGCAGAGAGCAAGUAUACAAUACCAGGCUCUCAUGCAACAACAUGAGAAGCUUCAGCAAAUCCUUGAACAAUACCAACAGCUGAUUCAACAACCUUCAGACUUACAGUCUAUGUCUGCUGAAUUGCAACUGAAACACUAUGGAAUGCAGCAGCAGCAGUUCAACUCAUUAUUCCAAAACUGGGUUGCGUCCUUUGCCUUAUGGUAUGAACAGUUUCAGACUUAUCCACACAAAGACCAACUUCAGGAAUAUGAGCACCAGUGGAAGCAGUGGCAAGAGCAGAUGAAUGCCACCAAUGCCCACCUUCAAGAAAGGGUGGCCACUCUUUCUGCCAUAGUACCGUUUGCUAUGAUGGGAGCUAUGAUGGGACAGCUUGGUCAGCAAGUGCCUGCUUAUGCAACACAGACAGAAUCACCAUCUGGACCCACUUUGCAAGGAAGUGUCCCUCCUGCGAUCGGAGUGGGGCCUCCUGGUCCCCCGACUGGUCAACCCUCGAGUUUCAAUGAUGUCAUACAACCAGGGCAAAACAGAUUUGACAAGCCACCACCAGGUUUUGCUGGCCCCCCCAGGUUUGACAAGCCACCACCUGGUUUUGAUGGUCCCCCAAGGUUUGACAAGCCACCACCAAGUUUUGAUGGUCCUCCACAGUUUGACAAGCCACCACCAAGUUUUGAUGGUCCUCCACAGUUUGACAAGCCACCACCAAGUUUUGAUGGUCCUCCACAGUUUGAUAAGCCACCACCAAGUUUUGAUGGUCCCCCGCGGUUUGAUAAGCCACCACCAAGUUUUGAUGGUGCUCCAAAGUUUAACCAGCCACCACCAGGUUUUGAUGGCUCACCAAGGUUUGACAAACCACAGCAGCGUUUUGAUGCUCCCCCUCCAUUUGACCACCAACGACCACGCUUUGAUGGGCCACCCAGAUUUGACCAACCGCGGCAGCGCUUUGAUGGGCCACCCAGAUUUGACCAACCACGGCAACGUUUUGAUGGGCCACCCAGAUUUGACCAACCACGGCAACGUUUUGAUGGGCCACCCAGAUUUGACCAACCACGGCAACGUUUUGAUGGGCCAUCCAGAUUUGACCAACCACGGCCGCGCUUUGAUGGCCCCCCUAGAUUUGACCAACCACGGCAGCGCUUUGAUGCCCCCACAAGAUAUGACCAACCUCGAUUUGGACAGCACCCUAGGUUUGAAUCCCCAAGGCCCCUUGGCCCUUUGGCUUGUUUGGAAUCUCCACCGGCAUCUCAGAAAAAACUGCAGGAAGGUCCCCAAUCCAAGUCAGAGACAACCAUUGAGCAAUCAGUCGGUAUGGAUUCAAAGACUCCAUCAAAAUUACCUGAUCAACCACAAUCUGACAAAGACCAAAAGGAACAUCGCUUUGAUGGCCCCCCCAGAUAUAACCAACCUCGAUCUGGACUGCAGUCCAGAUUUGUAUCUUCACCAGCACCUCAGCAGCAGCAUGGUCCACCACCCAAGUCAGAGAGAACCAUUGAGCAACCUGCACGUAUGGAAUCCAAAACUCCUAUAAAACCACCUCAGCCACAAUUUGACAAAGACAAACAAAAAAUGCAAGAUAAGCCCAUUGAUGACCUGGCUGAUGAUAGCUUGCUUGGAGCUGAGGGCUUUUUUGUACAAAACGAUCCCAUUCCUCAAACAUUACCAGGUAGUACAGAGCCUGAGAAAACUGAUGGUGAAAAAGUAUCUGAUAGUAAAACAUGUAAACCUCCUGUAACUACUGAUCCUGUUCCAGUUUCAAACAGUCCCCUCCAAGCAGAUGGACAAUUGACAAAAAAUAAACCACCACAGAUGAUACACACUUCAGAAAUGAAACCAGAGCCACAAAUGCUAUCAAACCCAGAACCUCUAAAUCCUCCUUUUGGUAGGGGGCUAGACCAUCCUCCAAUGCGUGGACGUGGGCUUGGGCAGAUGGGGCCUGGACAGUUUAGAGGACCAAAUCCCAUACAAGCUGGAGAAGAAAUGGAAGAAAUGCCAUAUGACUACAUGCCACCUGAAGAGAGCAAGGGGACGCAAGAUGACCAGUGGCAAGAUCCUCCUUGUGAGGAGUUUGGUGGUGAUGAAUCAGAAGAUCCUCCAGAAGAAACGUGGGUGCCAGAAGAACAGUACUUUCAAGAGGAUGAAUAUUUUGAAGGACCAAUGGGACCCCUAAUGGGGCGAGGUAGACCUCCAAUGAGAGGUGGGCCUCUAAUGGUCAGAGGUGGGCCUCUAAUGGUCAGAGGUGGGCCUCUAAUGGGCAGAGGUGGUCCACCAAUGGGCAGAGGAGGUCCACCAAUGGGCAGAGGAGGUCCACCAAUGGGAAGAGGAGGUCCACCAAUGGGCAGAGGAGGACCACCCAUGGGAAGAGGUGGUCCUCCAAUGGGCAGAGGAGGACCACCCAUGUGGAGAGGAGGCCCUCCAAUGGGCAGAGGGGGACCACCCAUGUGGAGAGGAGGCCCUCCAAUGGGCAGAGGGGGACCACCCAUGGGGAGAGGAGGCCCACCAAUGGGAAGAGGGGAGCCAAUGGAGAGACCCUGGGAAGACACUGAAUCAGCUGAAUAUUAUGAGGAAGAACACCCUUACUGGGAAGAAUGGAGACCUCCAAUGAGAGGUAUGAGACCCCCAUUUCCACCUGGCCGAGGUCGUCCCCGUUGUGGUCACCCUGGUUUCAUGCCUCCAGGAAGAGGACGCCCACCUCACCCACUACAUGGGCAACCGGACCAUGAGCCAUUAGACCAUGAGAUGGAGUCUGAUGAUACAAACCUGGAUCCAUCUCUACACCCAGCAUACCGUGGUCCUGACCCAUAUGGCCCCCCAGUGUAUCCUGAUGGAGCACGAGGCAGGCAGCAUGUACCGCCACCACCUCAUAAACUGAUAGAAGAACCAUCGUACGAUGAAGUAGUGGAAGAAGAAUGGUAUCCACCACCAGGGAGAGGUCCUCCAAUGCCUCCACAUGAGAUAAUUGAUGGGAUAAUUGAUGGGGAAGGAAUAAGGAGAAGACCUGUGGGCCGAGGAAUGGCGAGGGGAAUGUGGCGUCCAGGUCCAGAACAUGAGGAGUAUGAAAAAGAGUACAGGGCGGGAAUCACUGUAGAUUAUGAACAUGGAAGUGAUCCAUAUCGUUUACGUUCGAUAGAGGACCGUCUUCCUGAUGACUAUCACCAUGAAGCCAAGUACCACGAGUCUGUGUGGGACAGAGAGCGAGGGCUUCCUGAACGAGACUAUCCUCCCCGCAUGCCACCAGAGCACAUCAGAGAUGAACGCUGGCAUCAGGAAGCUGAGAGAGAUCACCCAUAUCGAUUCGAUGACAGCACCAGGGCAAGAGGAGAGCUUAGAAUUCGUGAGUACAGGGAUGAGCCGCCAUAUGGACAGGAGGAGGCAGACUUGGGUAGGCCAUCGAGGCUUUCUUCACCACCUGAGAGAGGCUAUCCUGACUAUGAUGAUCGUAGACCUCACUAUGAUGAACUUAAAAGUGAGUCAUGUGUGGAUAUACCUUCACUGCCUGUUGAAUCUGCUUCAGACUUGCCUGGAAGCUCAGCCGAAUUAGCAGCCCAAGGAAUAAGUGCUGCAAAUGUACUUGCCCUCUCUCAACGUCAGCAUGAGAUUAUCCUUAAAGCUGCUCAGGAGCUUAAGCAAAUAAGGGAAUUGCAACUUCCAAACACCCCUACUACUGAACUACAAACCACACCCAGUGAAACUCUGCCAGAGCUUCCUGCAGGCCUCCUUGGUUUGGAGAUCCCAGCAGACGUCAGGAAUGUUCUUAAGGGUAUAAGUGCUGCAGCACAAACACCUUCUACUGAACAAGCACCCUGGGAAAUCAAAUCUGCUAUAUCUGAUUCCUCAAACCCUCCAUUGGUUUCUAAGACAGUUGAUUAUGGACAUCGACACGAGCAUGGGACUACUGUCGAGCGCAUCUCUUAUGGUGAGAGAAUAGUGUUGAGGCCUGACCCAUUGCCAUCAGACAGAGGUUAUGAUAAAGAGAUUGUGGCUCUCAGGGAUCCUUACGACAGAGACCUGUUUUAUGAGAGACGGCCAGACCCUUAUUUGAAUCGAAGAGAGUACAGCAGAGAGAGGGAUUUGUACAGAGAAAAGCCUCCUGAAUACGAAAGAGACAGAUAUGAGAGGGACCGUUAUCAUUCGCGAGAACGAGAUGAGAGGUCUCCAUUGGUGUCUGCUCUGCGAUCAGGAUACAGGGACAGAGAACGAGACAAGGAGCGAAGUGGCAGUCGUGAUGCUGAAGAUCGUUACGCACGACCUGGCUAUGACAGACCUCCAUAUGAGCGCCCCGGACUUGACCGAGUGGACAGAAGAGGGUAUCCAGAGGACCGAGGGCCUCACCCUGCAGCACCCCUCGCACCACCACCUGCCAAAGUCGAGAAGAAGCCUGAAAUCAAGAAUAUUGAAGAUAUCCUCAAAACACCUGGGAGAGUAUCUCGACCUGAGAGGAUUGUCGUCAUAAUGAGAGGCCUUCCAGGAAGUGGAAAAAGCCACGUUGCAAAACUCAUACGAGACAAAGAAGUUGAAUGUGGCGGUGCACCUCCAAGAGUUCUUGUGCUGGAUGAUUAUUUCAUGACUGAGGUUGAGAAAGUUCAAAAAGACCCCGACACUGGAAAGAGGGUGAAAACCAGGGUCCUUGAGUAUGAGUAUGAGCCAAACAUGGAGGACACCUACCGGAGCAGCAUGCUGAAAACAUUUAGGAAAACUCUGGACGACGGCUUCUUCCCCUUCAUUAUUUUAGACUCCAUUAAUGACAGGGUUAAACAUUUUGAUCAGUUCUGGAGUGCAGCCAAAACUAAAGGCUUUGAGGUGUAUGUGGCUGAAAUCACUGCUGACACUCAAACAUGUGCAAAGAGGAAUGUCCAUGGACGCACACUAAAGGAUAUAACUAAGAUGUCCAAAAACUGGGAGUCUUCGCCUCGUCAUAUGGUGCGCUUGGAUGUCCGGUCCCUGCUUCAAGAUGCUGCUAUAGAAGAGGUUGAGAUGGAAGACUUCAACCCCGAAGAGGAGCCUCAGAUACCCAAGAGGGAAGAGGAAGAAGAGGGUGAUUUGGGAUAUAUUCCAAAAAGCAAAUGGGAGAUGGACACAUCUGAAGCCAAACUUGACAAGUUGGACGGUCUGAUGAUCGGUGGGAAGAGGAAACGUGAAGGUGACCACCUGUCAGGCUUAGAGGACUUGCUUCAACUGCCAGACGACUACGCCACACGCACUUCUGAACCCGGGAAGAAACGGGUUCGAUGGGCUGAUCUUGAAGAGAAAAAAGAUGCAGAGCGAAAACGCGCCAUCGGAUUUGUGGUGGGUCAAACGGACUGGGAAAAAAUUACUGAUGAGACCGGUCAGCUGGCUCAACGAGCUCUCAACCGCACAAAGUAUUUCUAAGAGGAGCAUCUUUUAUUUUGGUUCUUAAAAAGGUAUCCAGAAUGUGAACAUGCUACAACUUACUGAUGGUGAAGCAGACAUCUAGGUGUUGUUACCAAUAAUUACCCGUUUUUAGUCAGUAUGCUAAGAUCAACUUAAGAUUUUCUGUUUUUCCUCUCUAAAUACAAUUAGAAUUUGUAGAAUUCGUAAUUUGUGUUUCUUUUGGUUAAGCAUCCAUUUGUGUUCGUUUUCUACUUUAUCAAAUUCAUGUACUGUAUAAUUGUACCACUGUUACUCAGUCAAUGUGUAGUUCAAAUAAACAAUAAAGGUUUCACAUGAAUAACUUCUCAAACAAGCUUUUAGUUGGGUUUUAUGAUGAAAAUGUUUAUUGCAAUGUCUGUGUGACAGUAUGUCAGUCUGACCUAUAUUUGGGAUGACUGAAGUUAUACCAGUAAUGUUUGUGUAUCUUGUUCACCUGGUAAUUCUUCAAAUAAGGAAAAUUCAAAGUAAAUUGUAACACAACU
This is a messenger RNA of Austrofundulus limnaeus, 7101 nucleotides long. RefSeq names its product YLP motif containing 1 (gene ylpm1). The record is from RefSeq and is a predicted model, not a curated record. Gene Ontology annotation, cellular component: nucleus. Gene Ontology annotation, biological process: regulation of telomere maintenance. NCBI's taxonomy places the organism in Eukaryota, Metazoa, Chordata, Actinopteri, Cyprinodontiformes, Rivulidae.